UGGCUGGGCUUGUCGGUCGAGCAGUGACAGAGACGAUGCCACCCAUGCACACACACACACACACACACACACACACACACACACACACACACACACAAUAUUGAUAUACCUUUCUUUUCCGCUUCUUUCACGAUCGUUUGGUUUUUGCCCGAGUCACGUUUUGGGCUCAAAAGCGAAAAUAAGGUCCGCUCUACUGGCUCCCCUUGCCGCAUGUGCUCACUUCUCGCAUGUUAAAUGAUUCACCUAAUCGCAUCACUACCAUUGACCGCCAACGCCUUUGCUCUCCCGCCGCCUUUUUUCUUCUUCUUCUUCAGUUCUCGUAUAUCUUUAUUCCUCCCGUCACAACGACAUCUUCCACCCAUCGGGUCUUUCUUCUGUCCUAUGGCGUCAUGGUAUCUUUGCAGGGCUUGUAUCAUAUAUCAGAGCCACUCUUCCUCAUUUUCCUUGUCACUUCUCCCGUGCCACUGUACCAAAGUAGUCAGAAUACAAUAAUGAGAAUA
Microdochium trichocladiopsis is the source of this 500-nucleotide messenger RNA. RefSeq lists its product as uncharacterized. NCBI's taxonomy places the organism in Eukaryota, Fungi, Ascomycota, Sordariomycetes, Xylariales, Microdochiaceae. The transcript has a single exon. Bases 235 to 492 code for a protein of 85 amino acids. The record is from RefSeq and is a predicted model, not a curated record.